AUGGAGGUGAAUUCUUCAAUCCAGUUGUUAAUAAGUUUAUGUAAAGCUCAAGUUAUAAUAAAUACUGAACCUAAUGAACUUGUUGAUGGAGAAUCUGGUCAAGUUAUAAUAAAUACUGAACCUAAUGAACUGGUUGAUGGAGAAUCUGUUCAAGUUAUAAUAAAUACUGAACCUAAUGGACUGGUUGAUGCAGAAUCUGGUCAAGUUAUAAUAAAUACUGAAUCUAAUGAACUGGUUGAAGGACAAUCUGGUAAUGUCACCUGUAUUUAUAACAAUGCCUAUUCAAUAUCUAUGUCUCGAUCUGUAUCUAAACAAAGAGAUGAUGGUUACUGGGGAUGUGGAGUACAAGGUCUUCAAUCUGAAACACCUAUUAACAAUACAACUAUUGAUGUUAAAGUACCAGUUAAAGGUGUAGAAAUAGAGAAUAAAAACAGUCUAAAUCUAGUAAAUGGAGUGUCUACCAAAAUGAAUUGUAAAGUUACCAAUAAUCCUGAUCCAGUAAUAAAUUAUAGAUGGUUUAUAGUAUUUCUGAUAUUAGAUAAACCAAAUAAACCAAGUGUAAAGAUAGAACCUGAAGUAUCUGGUAACUAUAAAAUAAUAGAAGGUAAUACAGUAGAAUUAAAGUGUAUUGUAACUGAUGCUAAUCCUGAUGGUAGUUUGAGUUAUAAAUGGUAUAAAGAUACAAUAACUACUCCUACAGGACAAGUUGGUUCUACAGUUCAAAUAUCAAAGAAAGGAAUAUAUACAUGUUCUGUUUCUAAUGGAAUUGGUACACCAGGAAUAUCAGAUUCUAUUACUAUAGAUGUUUUAUUUCCACCAAGAGUUACUCUGACACCACAAUAUAGUAUUAUAGAAUCUAAUAACCUCACUAUACCCUACGGUCCUGAAGUUCGUGUAUCUACUAGUAGGAUAGAUAUCAUUGAAUCAAAUAAACUGGUUAUUAAUUGUACAGUUAUCCAGUCUAAACCAGAUGAUGCCAGUAUAAACUGGUAUAAACCAGAUGGUACUAGUAUAUCUAGUAAUGUAUUAAGUAUUGAUAAUACUAGAAGAGAUCAAGGUGGUAUUUAUAGUUGUAAUUCUAGUAAAGUAUUAAAACCAUCAAUUGGUACAACUAAAACUAACGUUGACAGUAAAACAACAAUUGUUAAUAUCUGGUAUUUAGAUCGAGUUAAAAUCACAAGAACUAAAUUAGAUAUACAGGAAGGUGAUAAAAUUAACAUUACCUGUACAACUCAGAGUAAUCCUACAGCAUCUAUUACCUAUAGAAACGGAACUGACGUCAUACAGACUGAUAACAGUAACCAGGCAUCAUUUAUAAAACUUGCUGCUACUUGUCUAGAUACUAACGUCUACAGUUGUCAAGUUAACAACCCUAAUAUACCUCAAACAUCUUAUAAUGAUACCAUACAGAUACUUGUUAAUUGUAAGUAUUCAUUUUCUGAUACAAACAAACAAAACGUUGAAUUUAUUACUGUAAAGUCACCAAGACCAGAUCCUCGUGUAGAUCAUCAAUAUAAAAUAACUGGUAAUAUUGGAGAGAGUGUAGAAAUAACAGCUCAAGUUAUAUCUUAUCCUAAACCAAUAUUUCAAUGGUAUUAUAGAGAGAAUAAUGUUGAUAUACCUAUUGUUAAUAAUGGUUCAUUUCAACAAACUAAUAUAUCUACCAACAUCAAUACCUUUAUAUCUAAAUUAACUAUAAAUAUCACAACUAAUAAGUUCUAUAGAAGAUAUUAUCUUAAUGUUUCUAAUGAAGUGAAUCCAGGUGGAUCUGAUCUACAGUAUGACAUCAUUUCAGAAACUGUUCCUGAUCGCCCAAUCAAUAUCACCUACAAAAAUAUAACAUCAGAUACAAUAUGUAUUGAAUGGACACCAGGGUUUAAUGGUGGAGCAUCACAAAGUUUUAUAGUUCAACAUUCUACUGAUGAUAAAACAUGGGUCAAUUCGUCCACAAUACUAGAUGAUACUAAUAAUGGUCGAGUUGACUAUUGUAUAGAAGGAUUAGAACCAGAUACUAGUUAUUAUAUCAGAGUGAUAGCUAGUAAUAAAUAUGGUGAAAGUUUAAUUGGUAUAUUAUCUCAGAGUGAACCUCCUAAAACAGCAUCGAGACAAGGUAAAAUGUAUGAGACUAUGAAGAAUUCAAUCCCUACACUAUUUAUUACUUUGUCUCAAAAUAUGUCAAGUAAUGAGUUUGAUGUAGUAGGUUUAGAUAUUGGUAUUGUGUUGGCUAUCCUUGCAGCUGUAGUUGUUGGUGUUAUUCUUUACAAAUGGCGACAAGGUAAAGGGAAAGAAGAAGAAACGUAUGAUAGCAUUGAUCCAAGGAUAAGAGCUGAUGGUCAAACCUACCAGGAGUUAAAUACAGUACAUAAUACAGUAACACCACAAGCUAGUGAUGCAGCACGCUAUUACAACCUCAGAGCAGGCCAAACUACAACAGAUCUUGACGAUACAAGACCAUAUGCUAAUCUGUAG
Lottia gigantea (owl limpet) is the source of this 2469-nucleotide messenger RNA. RefSeq lists its product as hypothetical. The coding region runs from base 1 to 2469 and encodes 822 amino acids. NCBI's taxonomy places the organism in Eukaryota, Metazoa, Mollusca, Gastropoda, Lottiidae. Gene Ontology annotation, biological process: cell-cell adhesion. The transcript is spliced from 16 exons. Gene Ontology annotation, molecular function: cell adhesion molecule binding. Gene Ontology annotation, cellular component: cell-cell junction. The record is from RefSeq and is a predicted model, not a curated record.